Molecule: messenger RNA, 2274 nt
Organism: Drosophila ananassae
Lineage: Eukaryota; Metazoa; Arthropoda; Insecta; Diptera; Drosophilidae
Gene: Trxr1
Product: thioredoxin reductase 1, mitochondrial
Exons: 3
Coding region: 130-1896 (588 amino acids)
Biological process (GO): glutathione metabolic process; cell redox homeostasis; cellular response to oxidative stress
Cellular component (GO): cytosol; mitochondrion
Molecular function (GO): thioredoxin-disulfide reductase (NADPH) activity; glutathione-disulfide reductase (NADPH) activity; flavin adenine dinucleotide binding
Source: RefSeq, a predicted model, not a curated record
GCCAGCCAUCCAUUCCGGUAGAAAUCAGCGGAGGGACUUGUUUUGUUCUCCCACCAAGUUCUGCAACUUUCGCCUAAUUGGUUUUUGGUAAUUGGUAAUUGGUACUGGUGCGAGAGACGCCUUCGAAUAAUGUCGCUCCACCUGUGGAACUCGAGAUUCUCAAUAACUGUCGUGCGACAGUGCUCGACGAUAUUUACGUCGUCGUCUGGCAUUCUAAAACUCCAACACACAGCCGCAUCAAGCUCGAAUUUCGGUGCCAGUUCACAAACACAAAGGAGAGAAAUGAGCAAUCAGCCUCGGGGAUCGCGGGACAGCUCGGGCAGCGGUGGCCAGGGCGGGGCUGGUGGGGCGGCCAAUGUGCCGGGCUUCCAGCAUCCCCACUGCGACCGCCAGGCCAUGUACGAUCAGCCAGUUCGCAAGCAGAGGACCAAGGGAGGUUCUUAUGACUAUGAUCUGAUUGUGAUUGGCGGCGGCUCAGCUGGUCUGGCCUGCGCCAAGGAGGCGGUCCUCAACGGAGCUCGUGUCGCCUGUCUGGAUUACGUGAAGCCCACACCCACUCUGGGCACCAAAUGGGGCGUCGGCGGCACCUGCGUCAAUGUCGGCUGCAUCCCCAAGAAGCUGAUGCACCAGGCCUCGCUCCUCGGCGAGGCUGUUCACGAGGCGGCCUCCUACGGCUGGAACGUGGACGACAAGAUCAAGCCCGACUGGGGCAAGCUGGUGCAGUCCGUGCAGAAUCACAUCAAGUCUGUUAACUGGGUGACUCGCGUCGAUUUGCGCGACAAGAAAGUGGAGUACAUCAACGGACUGGGCUCCUUCGUCGACUCGCACACGCUGCUGGCCAAGCUGAAGAGCGGCGAGCGCACCAUCACCGCCCAGACCUUUGUUAUUGCCGUUGGAGGACGACCCCGCUACCCGGACAUCCCUGGCGCCGUUGAGUACGGUAUCACCAGCGAUGAUAUCUUCAGUUUGGACCACGAACCCGGCAAGACCCUUGUCGUCGGUGCUGGAUACAUCGGCCUGGAAUGCGCUGGUUUCCUGAAGGGUCUCGGCUACGAGCCCACCGUCAUGGUCCGCUCGAUUGUGCUGCGCGGCUUCGACCAGCAGAUGGCCGAACUGGUGGCCUCUUCAAUGGAGGAGCGCGGCAUUCCAUUCCUACGCAAAACUGUGCCUUUGUCGGUGGAGAAGCAGGAGGACGGCAAGCUGCUGGUCAAGUUCAAGAAUGUGGAGACCGGCGAGGAGGCCGAGGACACCUUCGACACCGUUCUGUGGGCCAUCGGUCGCAAGGGUCUGGUCGAUGAUCUGAACCUGCCCAAUGCCGGCGUCAACACACAGAAGGACAAGAUCCCCGUCGACUCCCAGGAGGCCACCAACGUGGCUAACAUCUAUGCCGUGGGCGACAUCAUCUACGGCAAGCCGGAGCUUACGCCCGUGGCCAUUCUGGCCGGUCGUCUGCUGGCCCGUCGCCUGUACGGUGGAGCUACCCAGCGCAUGGACUACGCUGAUGUGGCCACCACCGUGUUCACGCCCCUGGAAUACGCUUGCGUGGGCCUCUCCGAGGAGGAUGCUGUUAAGCAGUACGGCGCCGAUGAGGUGGAGGUCUUCCACGGCUACUACAAGCCCACGGAGUUCUUCAUCCCCCAGAAGAGCGUGCGUUAUUGCUACCUGAAGGCUGUGGCCGAGCGACAUGGCGACCAGCGCGUCUACGGCCUGCACUACAUCGGACCAGUGGCUGGCGAGGUGAUCCAGGGAUUCGCCGCCGCCUUGAAGUCCGGCCUGACCAUCAACACGCUGAUCAACACUGUGGGCAUUCACCCGACUACCGCCGAGGAGUUCACCCGGCUGAACAUCACCAAGCGCUCGGGUCUGGACCCCACGCCCGCCACCUGCUGCAGCUAAGCGGUAGGAGGGAUCUGUAGCUCAGCCAGCCGCCUGGGACGCCGCCGCUCUAUUUGCUCCGCCGCCGCCUCUCGAUGAAUGGUUGUUGAGAAGAGAAGAGCGUUCAACAGUUCCGUUUUAGUUUCCGCAAUUAACCCAACACCCACACCCCCCCCCCAAAACAAUAGUUAUGCCGGAUGGGAGGCGCUGGGAGGCAACGGACAUGACCAGAGAUCACUUCGUGGACUCCAUCCGGCGAGGAUCUCCCACCCAUCCCUCGACUGCUGCGCCGCCGAUAUGAACACCCAAAUUUUUAAAUUGAAUUUGUUUAACCCAAUGAAAUUAAGCAUGAAAUCCCCUAAAUGUAUGGUAGGAAAAUAUAAUUUUUCGCCAACAAAA